AUGUCAACGAAUAACACCACUACAAACAAUGAAGAUCUAAUAUCCUCAUUAUAUCCACCACCACCGCCAUACUAUAAAUUUUUCACCAAAGAUAAUUUACAAAAACUUUCCACGUGGCAAGAAAACAAUCAAACAACAACAGUAUCCUCAGAGGUUAAAUUAGAAGAAGAAAAUACUGAUCCUGAUUCUAAUAAUCUGGAAGAAAAUUCUAUACCUCCAGGAGAAUUAAGAUUUUUAAUACCGCCAAAACAACCUGAAGGUCCACAAUAUCGAGGAUAUGGUAAUAUUUGGUUAUUUGAAGAUAAAUUGCCCAAUUUAAAAGAUUCUCAAUGGGAACAAUUAUAUAAUACUUCCACUUCCACUUUCACUUCCACUUCCACUUCCACCGCCAACACCAACAUCAUCACCAAUACUGACACUGAUAUCAAUGGGAAUCAAGAAGUCGAUGCCGGCGAUUCUACGGGCGAUGAAAAUUUAACUUCGGAAACAAAAAUUAAAGAAUUACACAAAUUAAUGGAUUCAUUAUUAUUAAAUUUUUUAGAAUUAAUUGGAAUAUUAAGUAUUGAUCCAAUAAAAUAUGAUAAAAAAAUUCAUGAUAUAAAUUUAAUUUUAAUUAAUAUUAAUCAUUUAUUAAAUACUUAUCGACCUCAUCAAAGUCGAGAAAGUUUAAUUAUGUUAUUGAAAAAUCAAAUUGAUUAUAAAUUUUUAGAAAUCGAUCAAAUUAAUAAAAAAUGUCUUGAUAUUAAAUCCAAAAUUAAAAAUUUAAUUAAUGAACGAAUAACAGUGGUAAGUGAUGGUACAACAACAAAUACAACAACAACGACAAAAACAACAGGACUUGGUGAUGGUGAUUCAAUUGAUGAAAAGGAACAAUUGAAACAAGAUAUCAUUAAUAGAUUAUUACUGUCAAUAUAA
Molecule: messenger RNA, 915 nt
Organism: Candida albicans SC5314
Lineage: Eukaryota; Fungi; Ascomycota; Pichiomycetes; Serinales; Debaryomycetaceae
Gene: MED7
Product: mediator complex subunit
Exons: 1
Coding region: 1-915 (304 amino acids)
Biological process (GO): regulation of transcription by RNA polymerase II
Cellular component (GO): core mediator complex; mediator complex
Molecular function (GO): transcription coregulator activity
Source: RefSeq, a predicted model, not a curated record